AUGAGAAACUUAGAGAGAGAAGCAGACGAAAAACGAAGAUCAGUUCGUGAGGGGAAGAGAGUCCAAGAAAGCAAGCCUGAAAACACAGAGUUAGUCCUGAAGAUCUUUAAAGGAUUCACAAUCGAUGAAAGAGAUCUCACGCAACCUUACGAGGGUCCUGAGUACUUUAGAAUUAUGGCAUGGACAGACGAUCAAGAUCAAUACGGAACACAAGCGAUCAAGUCUUACUACGGUCUCCACUUUUUCAAUCAAAAGCUUGUGAUUCCUUUGGAUUCUCCUGCAGAUCAGAAUCUUUACAUUGAAUUGCAAAGAGGGUUUUCUUGGAAAGAUCCUGGAACAAGCAACGGUACUGUUGUGAUGGGUCGGGCUAGGAUUGAGUUGCCUCCUCGGAACAGUCAUUGCGAGUUCACUUCUAAGGUCAAACUCGUCGGUUUGAACAGUGAUCAAUGCGUAGGGUUCAAGGGAUACCUAGAUAUCUCUAUGAAACUUAAUAGAUAUUUUCGAUAUCAUGACUAA
Molecule: messenger RNA, 516 nt
Organism: Eutrema salsugineum
Lineage: Eukaryota; Viridiplantae; Streptophyta; Magnoliopsida; Brassicales; Brassicaceae
Exons: 1
Coding region: 1-516 (171 amino acids)
Source: RefSeq, a predicted model, not a curated record